Messenger RNA from Pieris brassicae (large cabbage white), 610 nucleotides. It is a transcript of the gene Srp19, whose product is annotated as signal recognition particle 19 kDa protein. Gene Ontology annotation, biological process: SRP-dependent cotranslational protein targeting to membrane; SRP-dependent cotranslational protein targeting to membrane, signal sequence recognition. The record is from RefSeq and is a predicted model, not a curated record. Gene Ontology annotation, molecular function: 7S RNA binding. Bases 117 to 563 code for a protein of 148 amino acids. The transcript is spliced from 4 exons. Lineage: Eukaryota; Metazoa; Arthropoda; Insecta; Lepidoptera; Pieridae. Gene Ontology annotation, cellular component: signal recognition particle, endoplasmic reticulum targeting.
AAAAUCUGCGCUGACGUAUGUCCAUGUUGUACAGUCCUAUAUUUUUAUUAAUAUUCUUUUGAAUAUUAUAAGAAAUAUUAUUCUAUCGAGAAUCAAAUUAAAACCGACAAUUUAAAAUGGCAUCUAUGGUUACGUCGUGGAGUCCCGAUAAAAAGCAUACUGACGUGGAAAGAUGGAUAUGUAUAUAUCCUGCAUAUAUAAACUGUAAAAAAACUCUAGCCGAAGGACGUCGUUUACCGAAGUCAAUUUGUGUUGAAAAUCCUACUUACCAAGAGAUGAGAGAUGUGCUUUUACCUUCAGGAUUACACAUUGGUGUUGAAAACAAAUUAUACCCACGCGAACGUAGCAAAGAAAUAUUAUAUAGAGGAAGACUGAGAGUGGAAAUUAAAAAUGAUGAUGGUACACCUAUCAAACCAGAAUUUUCUACUAGGGAAGAUGUCAUGAAAUAUCUAGUGGACACAAUUCCUAAACUUAAAACUAGACAAAACAGACCAGCUGAACAGCAACCCCAGCCUGCACUGCAAGCAGUAAAUAAAAGCAAAGGAAAGAAAGGCCGUCGAUGAUUUCACUAUUGAUUUAUUUCAUUUUAAAUAUAUUUUAAUAUAAUGCA